Molecule: messenger RNA, 1621 nt
Organism: Cervus elaphus (red deer)
Lineage: Eukaryota; Metazoa; Chordata; Mammalia; Artiodactyla; Cervidae
Gene: HTATIP2
Product: HIV-1 Tat interactive protein 2
Exons: 6
Coding region: 89-931 (280 amino acids)
Biological process (GO): import into nucleus
Cellular component (GO): cytoplasm
Source: RefSeq, a predicted model, not a curated record
AGGCGAAGUCCCGGUAGGCGUCGAGCUGGGAGGGGCCCCGCCGAGGCGUGCCAGGGGCCAGGGAACGCGGGCCUGGAGGGAUGGCCGGAUGUCCCGGCCCGCGGCUCUGAGCGCCGCGGCGGCGGCGGCGGGGGUGGCGGCGCUGGUAGCCGCCUUGCUCCUGCUGCAGCCCGAGGACGUGGGGCCCGGGGCCAGCCUCAGUAUGGCCGAGACAGAAGCCCUGCCGAAGCUUCGGGAAGACUUCAGGAUGCAGAAUAAAUCCGUCUUUAUUCUGGGCGCCAGCGGGGAAACCGGCAGAGUGCUCUUGAAAGAAAUUCUGGAACAGGGCCUGUUUUCCAAAGUCACGCUGAUUGGCCGGAGGAAGCUCACGUUGGACGAGGAAGCUUAUAAAAACGUGAAUCAAGAAGUGGUGGACUUUGAGAAACUGGAUGACUAUGCUUCUGCCUUUCAAGGUCAUGAUGUUGGAUUCUGUUGCCUGGGUACCACGAGAAAAAAAGCUGGGGCGGAGGGAUUUGUCCGUGUUGAUCGUGAUUAUGUCCUGAAGUCUGCAGAGCUCGCAAAGUCUGGAGGGUGCAAGCAUUUCAACUUGCUCUCCUCUAAGGGAGCUGAUAAGUCAAGCAAUUUUUUAUAUCUGCAAGUCAAGGGGGAAGUGGAAGCUAGAGUUGAAGAGUUAAAAUUUGAUCGUUACUCCAUAUUUAGGCCUGGAGUUCUCUUAUGUGAUAGGCAGGAGUCUCGCCCAGGUGAAUGGCUGGUUAGGAAGUUCUUUGGCUCCUUACCGGAAUCUUGGGCCAGUGGGCACUCUGUGCCGGUGAUAACUGUGGUCAGAGCAAUGCUGAACAACGCAGUGAGACCAAGUGACGCGAAGAAGGAGCUGCUGGAUAACAAGGCCAUCCAUGACCUGGGGAAAGCCGAUGACCCUCUCAAGCCAUGACCACACUGAAUAAAUGUUUAUUUUUUAAUUGUCAGACUUAACACCUACUAGCUAAUUGGUAAUUUCAGAGUCUAAAAAAAAUGUGCUUUAACUAUGGUUUUCAGUUUUCGUCCAGUCAAAAAAUGAUUGUGCUCUGCAUCAGUGUUUUAGAACCUGGGGCUUUCCUCGCGGCUCAGAUGCUGAAGAACCUGCUUGCAGUGUGGGAGACCCAGGUUCAAUCCCUGGGUGGGGAAGAUCCCUGGAGAAAGGAAUGGCUACCCACUCCAGUCUUCUUGCCUGGAGAAUUCCAUGGACAGAGGAACCUGGCGGGCUAUAGUCCAUGGGGUUGCAAAGGGUCAGACACGACUGAGCAACUAACAUUUACUUGCUUGUACAUAAGUAGACAUCACCCGGGAAGCCUUUCAAAAAUAGAGAUCCACCAGCUCCUUGGUGGCCUAGUGUCUGGUAUUCUGCACAGAAAUAAAGAGGUUCAUAGGAGGGCCUGAGUCAGACUUUUCUGACUCAGAAUUUUUGCGUUAUGGGCACACAAAUCUGUUGUUGAAACUUACAGAAAUCUGUUGUUGAAACGACUGUUCUGAUGCCACUGGCACAGAGGCCAGCUUUGAAAUGCUUUUCUGCAGAGUCACAGCAGCAGUGCACACUUUAUGUAUCAUGCAGAUGAGUUCUGAACUAAAAUUGUUUACAUUUGUG